AUGGAUCAGCAAGAGAACAAUCAGGCUGCGUUAAGAGAGGACGUUGAUGCCAUGAAAAUCAAGAUGGACAAGAUGCUUGAAAUUGUACAAACAUUAGUUAAUAACCCCCGGUCAACUGCAAACGCUGGGAAUGUGGAUUGGCCACCCCUGGGUCUUCCUGUUGGUUAUACCCCUCCUGAGGAUGACAGUAACACGCAAAUUCCAGUCGUGAAUGAGGCCCUUACUACUCAAGGAACCCAUGUGACCCCCGAGCAAAAUAUUUCUGAGGAUGCUCAGUUAGCCCAAGCCCCACCAGUGCCUGCAGUCAAUCAUGGGAAGGAUGAAGUUGCGCAAAAGUAUAAAGCCUUGGAAGAAAGGCUAAAGGCAGUUGAGGGAUUCAGUGCUUUCGGGAUUGACACACUAGACAUGUGUUUGGUGCCAGAUGUGAUAGUCCCGCCGAAAUUCAAAACGCCAGAGUUUGAAAAGUAUAAAGGCGCUGGAUGCCCAAAAAUCCAUUUAAAGAGAUUCUGCAUGAAAAUGGCUGCACACGCAACCAACGAGAAGCUGUUGAUUCACGUUUUUCAGGACAGCUUGAGUGGGGCGUCUCUUGAUUGGUACAUGCAGCUAGAGAGGACUCAGAUUAAGACAUGGAAGGAUCUCAUUGAUGCUUUUCUCACGCAGUACAGUUAUAACUUGAACAUAGCCCCUAAUCGCAUGCAGCUGCAAGGAUUAUCACAAAAGAGCAAUGAAUCAUUCAAGGAGUACGCCCAAAGGUGGAGAGAAUUAGCUGCACAAGUUCAACCACCGCUACUAGACAGGGAACUGGUUGAUACUUUUAUGAGUACCUUACAAGGCCCCUACUAUGAGAAGAUGAUAGGAGGUAUCUCGUCUAAUUUUGCGGACUUGGUUAUCAUUGGUGAGCGUGUAGAGGAUGGGAUUAAAAGUGGCAAGAUUCCGAAGAUCGUUAAGGAUCCAGCCGGAGGUAAGAGAUUCUUCAAUACAAGCCAAAGAAAAAAGGAGGGUGAGGCUAAUGCUAUUUCUGUGGGGGCUCCUGCCCAGAUACCUUAUUCCACAACCACGCCACAGCAACUACAGCAUAGGAAUCAACCUGGUUUUCGAAACAACUAUGAAAAGAAGACUGUGCACUUGGAUCGUGUACCAAUGCCAUAUAGUCAAAUCUUACCCUAUUUACUACAAAAGGGCAUGGUGGAACUAAAGCACCUUCCUCCAAUGGUGCCUCCUUAUCCACCUCAUUUUAACAGUAAUAUCCAAUGUGAGUACCAUUUUGGGGCACUUGGACACACCAUUGAGAAUUGCAAGGCCUUCAAGCACAAGGUCCAAGAACUAAUUGAUCAAAAGUUGUUAUCGUUUAAAGAAGAGGGUCCCAAUGUUAAAACCAAUCCACUUCCAGGCCAUGCCGGUCCAUCAGUAAAUGCUGUAGAGGAAAGUGAGGAAUUCAAGUUGGUAAGUGAAGUUUCUGAAAUAAGAACCCCUUUGGCUGUGGUAGGGGAGAAGUUAAUUGGAUACGAUGUAUUUGAAGAGAUGCACUCUGAUUGUGAGGUGUGCUUGAAGAACCCCUCCAAUUGUCAGAAAAUGAGGAGAUGUUUGCAAGAGCUAAUGGACCAAGGUUUGGUCCAAAUUGGUUAUUUAAGGGUGAACCCUGUUAUUGCCACAUUAGAAUCUCAAGACUUUGAACCCAUUGAGAUCCCAUAUCAGAGAAGUACAAUUCAGACACCAAUGAAGACAUUGGAUUCUAUGGUGAUCCAAGUGCCCGCACCUUUCCCGUUCGAGAGUACCAAAAAAGUACCAUGGAAUUACCUGCCUGUUGUAUCUAUGGGAAAAGAGCAGUUAACCAUUGUUGAGCCUCAUGUUGACAAUAUCACCGGAAUUGGAGGAAUGACAAGAAGUGGAAGAAUCUUUUCCUCCGGUCAACCAAGUAAAAGUAUCGAGAAGACACCGGUGGAGCUUGCUAAAGGAAAAGGUGUGGAGGAGAAAGAAAUAAGGGAUGGGCCACCUCGUGGAACCAUACCUAAAAGCGAUGCCGAAGAGUUCUUGAGAAUCAUUCACAAGAGUGAUUAUCAGAUUGUCGAUCAGCUGGGACAUACCCCUUCCAAAAUCUCUAUGCUGUCAUUAUUACUAACUUUUGAGGCUCAUAGGAAUGCUUUAAUGAAGGUCCUAGAAGAAGCGCAUGUGGCGAAGGAUAUUACUGUGGGUCAGUUUGAUGGAGUAGUAGCUAACAUUACCUCGAGUAGGUACCUGGGAUUCAAUGAGAGUGAAUUACCUUCUAAGGGUCAUGAUCAUAAUAAAGCUUUACACAUAUUUGUCAAGUGUUUGGGCAACAUCCUGUCUAAAGUAUUGGUAGACACCGGUUCAUCCUUGAACGUCAUGCCGAAGAGGACUCUUGACAAGUUGGGUAGUGAGGGAGCAGCGAUGAAGCUGAGUUCGUUAAUAGUAAAAGCUUUUGAUGGUUCUGAGAGAGCAGUUAUGGGGGAGGUAGACCUUCCAGUCCUGAUCGGUCCUCAGCUUUUCACUAUCACUUUUCAGGUCAUGGAUAUCAACCCCGCAUAUAGUUGCCUCCUUGGGAGACCUUGGAUUCAUUCUGCUGGCGCAGUUACAUCCACCUUGCAUCAGAAACUUAAAUUUGUGGCCAAUAACAAGAUGAUCACAGUGUUAGGGCAAGAGGAUAUAAUGGUGAGUCACCUCUCAUCUUUUCAAUACAUCGAGGCGGAUGAAGAAGCUGUGGAGGUCCCUUUUCAAGCACUUGAGGUGGCAACUGUUGUUACUAUGAAGCAUAUGGCUAAAAAGAAGGAUGGGGUGGCUUUCACUUCAUGGAAGGCAGUGAGGGAAGCUUUAGAAGAGGCGGAUGUGGAAGUGCUUUAUGAGAUAAAAAUAUCUCCUUUGAAUUCGUUGUUCCGUUAUAAGAAACGUGCAUCCCAAUCGUAG
Molecule: messenger RNA, 2922 nt
Organism: Trifolium pratense (red clover)
Lineage: Eukaryota; Viridiplantae; Streptophyta; Magnoliopsida; Fabales; Fabaceae
Exons: 2
Coding region: 1-2922 (973 amino acids)
Biological process (GO): proteolysis
Molecular function (GO): aspartic-type endopeptidase activity
Source: RefSeq, a predicted model, not a curated record